ACAAGUCCCGUGGUUCUGCGGCUCGGUCGAGUCGAGCCGGUGUGAUGCGUCAAGCCGGUGAAUCAGCCGUGAGGACUUAGGGGAAGAAAAAAAAAAAAGAAGAGAGGAUGGAAAAGAGGGGAGGAAAGAAGGAGGAGGAGGGUGCAAAAAGCCUUUGCCUUGUUGUUGAGCGUGUCACACAUUUAAGACCACACAAGUCAAAAGGAGAGAGGCUCCAUCCUCAGGGACACCUUCUUCAAAGCAUCACCUGCUUCAUCACUUCUUCCAAAGGACUACAAAGACCCAGGACACAUUUAAGGGCUCCUUCCAGCCCAGACUCAACUUCUGAGGGAGAGCAAGAGUUACAGAGAGAGAGAGACAAUCAAAGGGAAAUACAAGGAUUUUAAAAGAAAAUGACAUUUUGCAAAGCCACGGUCCAUCAAAGCCACCGCGUCUUCCUGUUGGCUGUUGCCAUGGCGACGGCCGUGCGCUGGUCCCACGGCCUGGCCAGCGAGAGGAGCUCCAUCGAGCGCACGUACGAGCUGACCAAGUAUCUGGAGUACCAGCUGAAGGAGAUCAAAGACGUCUACUUGACGUAUCUGGGCGCCCCGUUCAACGAGAAAGACUUCUCCCCUCCGAGACCCAACAGCAGCGCUCUCUCCCUGCCCAGUGCCGCCACCCGCCUGGAACUGUGGCACGGCCUGGAGAACCAAGCCCGGCUGGCCCAGAACCAGAAGGCCUACUCGGUCCUGCUGGCGGCGGUGAGGGAGCUGGCUCGCUCCACCCUCUGCCCCUCCCUCCGCACCUCCCUGCUGCACUUCUGCAUCGGCCUGGACGGCCUUCUGGGCUCCAUAUCGGCGCUGAUGACCACCCUGGGCUACGCCCUCCCUCCGUCGUUAAACCCCGCCGACCAGUACCCUCAGAGCGGGUUGGAGGGAGACCACCCGGCCCCGCUGGUCAGCAGGAGCUCGUCCAGGACCAGGACCAGGACCAGGACGGAAAGACGGAGCGAUGCGAGGGAGGUCCGGGGGGAGGACGUGAAGAGAAGGAAGGCGGCCGCAGCUGCUGGAAGGAGCGGCGGGUCCGGGGAGAAGAGGAGGAGAGGGAGGCGGGAUGAAGCGGAGACUUGGAUGGAGGAAGAGGAAGCAGGAGGCGGGAGGAGGCGCUUGCUGAGCAUCAGCGAGGAUGAAGAAGAAGGCUACACUUACAACGUGGACACGCUCAGAGAGGAGGACGGCGGGAGCAUUUUGUCCCACCUUCAUCACCGACCUCCUCGCUCCCUCCUUUUCACGCCCACACUGCAGCCGCCGUCAUUCGCCCUCGCCCUCCUCCACCGGGAGGGCCGCGCCCUGUCGCCGUCCUCGCCCUCCUCCACCUCCGUGCUCCUCGCCGUGCGGCCCGCCAUGAACGACUUUGCCCGCAAGGUGGAGGGCUUCUGGGUGCUGCGCGAGCUGCAGAGCUGGCUGUGGAGGUCGGCCAAGGACUUCAACCGCCUGAAGAGGAGGCUCCGAGGCUGA
Molecule: messenger RNA, 1496 nt
Organism: Entelurus aequoreus (snake pipefish)
Lineage: Eukaryota; Metazoa; Chordata; Actinopteri; Syngnathiformes; Syngnathidae
Gene: clcf1
Product: cardiotrophin-like cytokine factor 1
Exons: 3
Coding region: 393-1496 (367 amino acids)
Source: RefSeq, a predicted model, not a curated record